Syzygium oleosum is the source of this 1145-nucleotide messenger RNA. Its product is annotated as mediator of RNA polymerase II transcription subunit 22b-like. The transcript is spliced from 4 exons. Gene Ontology annotation, molecular function: transcription coregulator activity. Gene Ontology annotation, biological process: regulation of transcription by RNA polymerase II. Lineage: Eukaryota; Viridiplantae; Streptophyta; Magnoliopsida; Myrtales; Myrtaceae. The coding region runs from base 539 to 1009 and encodes 156 amino acids. The record is from RefSeq and is a predicted model, not a curated record. Gene Ontology annotation, cellular component: mediator complex.
UCUCUCUCUCUCUCUCUCUCUCUCUACACCAAGCUCAGCAUGUCGCAAUCAAGGGGCUCCGAUCGCCGAAAACCCCCAGGAGAAAUCUCGUACUGCCAGUGACGCGCGCGGCCGAGAAAUGGAGCGGAGCUUUGGUUUUCUUCGGGCUUCCAGCUUCAUUUUCGUUAGGGUUUUCAGUGGCGUAUCGGCAGGGACUGUUGAAAUUGGUGUGUGGUAGAAGGGGGCAAGAAGGCAUCGAACGGAACCGUGACGACGUUCAUUUUCAUAGUAUCUCGACCUGAUGAGCGAGAGCGAGUGUUGAGAUCAGGAAAAAGAAAAAUGGACUUGAUGUGUAGGAUGCUUUCCUUCAGAUGCAGCGCGCCAAGAAUAACCCUAAAAGCAGGUUGUGGGAGCAUUUCUCCGAGACUAUGUGGGGAGUUUUCUCCGGGGGGCUUUUCGCGUCGCGAAUGCUGAAUUCCUUGUCGAAAGCUGUGUACGGCGAGGCGAGAUUCGAUUUGUUUGCUGUUUCUGCUAUCUUCGUCGAAUCAGACGAUCGAUAAUGAACAGAGGAGGGGGGGCAGGAGCAGGACUAGGUAGUGGGAGUGGGCCCACGGCUGCUGCAGCAGCUGCAGCUGUCCAGAAGCAGAGGGCGCUCUUACAGAGAGUUGAAACCGACAUUGGCCACAUUGUCGACAAUUUCAGUCAGCUUGUGAAAGUCGCCAGAGUGAAUGACCCUCCGGUCAGAAACUCACAAGAAGCUUUCAUGAUGGAGAUGCGCGCAGCAAGAAUGGUUCAAGCAGCUGAUUCGCUGCUGAAAUUGGUAUCGGAGCUGAAGCAGACUGCCAUAUUUUCGGGAUUCGCAUCUCUGAAUGACCAUGUCGAACAGAGAAUCGUUGAGUUCAACCAACAAGCUGAAAAAUCGGAUCGAACAUUGUCUAGAAUUGCCGAGGAGGCAGCUGCCAGUCUCAAAGAGCUUGAAUCUCAUUACUACUCUUCGUCGCAGAGGACGACUCAUCCCACAGAAUCUUAGUGGAGCAUGGCCGUGAUCUUGUGUAUUGAUUUCUGGGAUUAUUUGGACUUGUUACUUAUCUCGAAGCUAACAACAGCUAUGUACAUUAUAUCGAGCUUCUUGGUAUUCUUUAAUUUUAGUUUUUAAUUAUAUGCUC